CAGAUUCAUUCUGCGAGUGACCGAUGAAUCGAGUUUGCUUUUUUUGGUCGGCACCCCUGGCCAUGAAUGACUGCUGAUGCUCGUUACCUUUGUUCCUGGCUCAUCAAGAAGAUCACCGAAUAACACAUGGUCUGUUUAUGUGGUUUGAGGGGAUGACUGCAAUCGUAGACUUUUUUGUUGCUGCGACUCUCCGUCCGUCACCUCUAUCUAUCCAUUCAUAAAAUUUCCAAGGCCACUGCUCUGCUUCUUCACUAGAAACAUUGCUGUCGAUUCGAUUUCGUCGCCGUCACGGUACUCGCCAUCUGGCCUGGGCAGAACCACGAUCCACAGAGGCUAGAUUCACUUUAUUUGCAACCUCGACCGACACCAGAUCCAAAUCACAAAGGCACGUGCCGAGAUUGCAGUGGACGUCGUCGCAGACUCACCGCACAACCCAGAACCACAAGUUAAGACAUUUCGCAGUCCUCGACGUCACAUAUGCAAGACCAACGAUAGGGGUGCAGUGUCCAGAAUCACGACAGGUUCCAACUACGAGUACGAGUAUAUUGCUGUGCGAUAAGGACCCGCGAGAGAUUCCUGAGGCUGUAUCCACCUAUUGUGACAGUGUCCACCGACCCGUGGACCCAAGUUCCCUCGAUUCACCAUCGGGCAAAACCGCGAGCUCGGCCGGCGAACCGUGCCACAUAUUGAAUUGGAGGAUUGAUCGCCGACAAUAUUGACUUGUCCAGGCUAUACAGAUUGUACCUGUCCUGAGUAUAUUAAAUAUUGUACUCGGGCGGCGGGUGAAAGCCUAGGUGCCCAGACACCCCGCCACUUGUCCGGCAGACAAGCUCGACAAGCAAGACAAGUCACUCAUGUCUCUGGCCACAAGCAAUGACGGGCAUCAGUUCCGGCCCAGAAGAACAGAAUCGAGAUUAUCCAGUCUCAAGGCUACAGCACACCAAGAAGAUCAUCAAAUCCACGAUCGGAUCGAAUGCAGACAAUGUAUUGCGACUCCACCCCAAGGCACGCUUCCCAGAAGCACGAUAACCCAGCAUGAGAACAAUCACCAACAUGUGGCUGCUGGUACUGGUGCUGGUGGUGACGCGAGUGGGGGUUGUCCGCACAUUUCCCACCCACGCCUGGCGCAGCGGGACCAACACAUCGUGGUUUCGAAACACAAUCCCAAUGCACAUGAGAUCCAAUUGUCAGCAUCAAUUCCAGCGCCUGAAGUUCAACUUCAACUUCAGGCUCAACACAGAGUAACAUCCUCGGCAUUAUCAACGGUCAUAUAUUCAUCAUCUGAGGGAAUUUUGUCACCCCAAGAAGAGCUUGGCCGCCAGGAACCAAAUCCAGACGCAGAACAAGCACGAGCACGUCAGCAUCUCGGUGGGUUUGGCUUCGGGCGCCAGCAGGGAUCUCUAAGCGUACGCUUAGGCGUGGGACCCACCACCGAUUAUCCAACGUUAGCCACACCCGACCGCCUCGGCCUGGGUUCGUUAGCGCCAACCAAACCAGAGGCACCUGAGGCUGUGACGUUGGGUUGUUCUACAGGGGCCGAGAGGGCGAAAGGGCCCGAUAGUGCAACGUCUGACCGUCAGUGCCACCAUCCUGGCCCUUCUGAGCCCAGGGUGUCGCGGGCCAGUCGGGAGCCCGAGAGGCCUGAGUGUGCGCCUGAAGCAGAACGUGUGCCGGCGCCCGUCUUGGGAGAGUCGGCACCACCAAGCCCUCCGACUACCAACACUACCAGCACUCCCACUCCCACUCCAACUCGCAGUCUCCCCUCCUCCCACCCAGGAUCAGGAUUAGGAUCAGUGCCUGUGCCUGUGCCUACACCACGAGCCCUGGCGCCCUCGCCUCUCUCUGCAGGGCUGACAGCAAACGUGGAUAAUAUCCGAAACCCCUCGACGGCAAAUGUGACGAAUGUUGCUGUGCCGGUGGAUCAACGUCUGAUAACAAGUCGAGUGAGUUUUCCCAUUUGCCCAUUUGCAAUUCCUAUCAUUUUAUUAUCAUAUCAACCCACUUGCGAACACCCACUUCCCACCACCCACUUCAGCCCAGCAAACUCCCCUUCUGUCCAUGCCUCCGAGCUAGGAAGCCUUUGGCCCAUCCGCCAAAUCUUUGGUCGAUUAAGCCUUUUUUCUACCCACUUUGGGACCCAUCCAUCGUCCCCUCCCAAGCACCUACCACCUAAUCACCGUUCCAUUUUCAUCGCAUUGGUGUUUCCGUGCCUUAUCCUUUCCUUGUCUCUCUUACUCAAAUCCAUCAUUCUUUUCCACUCGACUGCGUCUCUGAGAUUUCCUCGCCGAGCCCAAGUAGUCUCUAUCUUUUCCCGGGUCCAGCUGCAAGCCCACUCUCACUCUUCCAUCGUCCGGCAUCCGGCCCCGCCAACCAGAACAGUCUCCUGCGGCCUCGUACCUCUUACGUGGUAUAUCGACUCUCAGCUUAAGCCAAUUCUUCGCCGAUCGCGCAAGCACUCUCCCUCAGAGUGCCAACAUGAGCCUGCCUUACGUUCCACUUUGACUACCCGCCCUUCCCGAAGUUCUUCCAACUCGUCUAUAGCAGAUCGACAUCUGCUCAAGACCACUCCUCCAUCCAAAUCUUCAGCCAUGGCCCUCAAAUUCUUGACCUCCCACAGUUCGCACUCUGGGUCUAGCAGCAGUGUCAAGUAUUUCGACAUUAGACUCGACAAUGAUUAUAUCGUGUUCAGAGGCAGUGAGGAUGAGGCUUCCAGUGCCGAACUAUCCGGCUCCGUUGUUCUGUGCCUGACUGAUAUCCUCAACAUUGCUCAAAUCCACUUGACCCUCAGCGGCAUUGUCCACAUGUCAUACCAGGCCUCCUCCUCUUCAUCCAUGUCUGGACGCCGUACGAACUCCAAGGAAAAGACCUUUUUUGAAAAGAAUUGGACAUUCCGAGACCCAGGCAAAGGAAAGACAGAAAUGCUCUGCCCCGACAACUACGAGUGGCCCUUCUCCUGUAUUCUCGAAGGCGGUCUUCCUGAGAGUGUCGAGGGCCUUAAAGACGCCUGGGUGAUAUAUAGACUCAAGGCCGAGGUCGUGAGGAAAAGAGGUCGUGACAUCGUCGUCCGCAAACCUCUGCGGGUUGUCCGCACUCUUGAUGCCAGUGCCUUGGAGUUGGCUCAUGCUAUGUCUGUGGAGAAUAUCUGGCCCAACAAGAUCGAAUAUUCCAUCAGCAUUCCAAACAAAGCUGUGGCCUUUGGCUCUUUCGUCCAAGUCGAUUUUAAAUUGAUUCCACUCCUCAAAGGCCUCGUCAUUGGCAAUGUUUCCACUCAGGUCAAGGAAGAACAAGAAUUUGUUGUCGAUCCAGAAUGGGGCGUAUCGGCCGUUGGUGGUGGCCAAAUCAAACAGGACCGAGUCAUUGUUGCCGAUUUGCAUAGAAUCAAUGUCGAAGAUGAGCAGAUCCUCGAUGAGACCGCGGAAGGCUUCGAGUUUUCACGAUAUCUCGAAUUGCCAAAGAGUUUGAAUCAUUGUCUACAAGACUGCAACACCAAAGGCAUCAAAGUCCGGCACAAGGUCAAGUUCAAUGUUCAACUCCAUAACCCCGACGGCCACAUCUCCGAGCUUCGUGCCAAUUUGCCUGUCUCACUCUACAUCUCUCCCAGCCUCCCUAUCAAUGAAAACAAUGAUUUGGUCGACCAAACUCCACAGGCGAGCAGGGCCGCCAUUGCCAAUGAUCUCGCCAACGCGGCACCCCCGGUAUAUGGCAAACACACUCUCGAUACGUUGUACUCGGACAUAGAUGGUUAUCGGACUCCGGGGACAGCUCUGUCAACUCCGGGAACACCCUAUCUCCACAGCCGACAUGCUUCGUCCGACAAUUUGGCAAGUCUUGCCGCUAUUACCAACGGAAAUUAUGUGUCUCCCGUUGCUCUUCAGAAUAGGCUUCAAGAUCUGCGGGUGGGCUUUGUUUCAGGUUCGUUGGAGGACGACCACAAUAUUCCCAUGGGGCUUGAGAAUGGUCAACGAAGCCAAUCACAAGAAGAUUAUUUUGUUCCUCAUGAAUCUUCGAACGGCAGUGCAAAUACGAGGUUCAGCCCGUAUGAUGCGAGUCGAUCGGGGGGACAAAGCGGGACCCCGAGCCAGCCAGGCAGCAACCUUAUGUCCAGGAGAACAUCAGAGGAGGAGGAUGGUACUUUCUCCGGUGCCAGGACUCCCUUCCCUCAAUAUGACCACAUGGAAGACCUCAACUUGAUCAAAAUUCCGUCUUAUACAACAGCGGUCAAGACACCGGCCCCGAGGACGCAGCGAAGCUCGAGUACACUGCCUACGUACGAUGCCAGCGUACGCGAGCCAAGUCCGCCCACUCUCAUGGAACCACCAACCGCCCACAUCCGCAACUCUCCGCGGCUACCGGGCAGCCUGGCAAACAGCCCUCCCGAUUCGCUGAUGAAUGGUUCAAGAAUAGCUGCAUCGCAUCGAACUGUCAGCUCAAUCCAGGAUGACGAACGUCGGUUGAGGCUGAUGCAGCAAAGAGGACGCUAGGGGCUGAUCGAAUGGGGAAAUUCGAAAGUCAUUUGCAAAUGCAUGGGAAUACAACAAGAGCAGCAGUUUUGAGCAUUGAUAUGGCGUUGAAAGUCGAAAUGAUACCCACGAGAGGCAAGAGAAGCCUCGAUGACGAAUUGAAUUGUGACUUGACAAGAUCAACUUUGGACAGGCGCAUGGGAGGUUGAUUGGAUUGGAUCAGAGAGUAUUGUCCAUUUUCGAACUAACGACUCACCACUUUUAUUUCGCGGCGCUUGUGUGAGUGGAAUGGGAAGGGAGGGGAACAACGGGUUUGAGGGUCUUCUGGUCCGAGAGGGGUGCGUGGCAACAAGACCGGUUCUUUUGAAUAUGAGGAUAUGAAAGCUGUGAGACAUGGAGGGGGGAUGGUUUUGAGAGAUUCAAUGCCCGGUGUUUCUUUCAAUGUCCUUUUUCACCUCAACAAUGGACAUGGACGCUUUAUACUGUACAUGACACAGAAAUGACAUAGAUGCAUGAUAUGAUGCCAACGAACAAGACUCAGAAUCGGCAUCUCUGUCAAAUCACUUUCGUUUCUCUGCAUACAUAAGUAUUUAUGGACUUUUCUUCAAGUAAUUGACUCACUCUAAGCAGACACAAAGGGAGAUAU
Molecule: messenger RNA, 5106 nt
Organism: Exophiala mesophila
Lineage: Eukaryota; Fungi; Ascomycota; Eurotiomycetes; Chaetothyriales; Herpotrichiellaceae
Exons: 4
Coding region: 855-4481 (1208 amino acids)
Biological process (GO): ubiquitin-dependent endocytosis
Cellular component (GO): cytoplasm; cytosol; plasma membrane
Molecular function (GO): ubiquitin protein ligase binding; protein-macromolecule adaptor activity
Source: RefSeq, a predicted model, not a curated record